This is a messenger RNA of Paralichthys olivaceus (Japanese flounder), 1465 nucleotides long. The record is from RefSeq and is a predicted model, not a curated record. NCBI's taxonomy places the organism in Eukaryota, Metazoa, Chordata, Actinopteri, Pleuronectiformes, Paralichthyidae.
CUAACGGAGCCCGGGCCAGCGUCAGAACAGCCGAGAACUUGGAAUGAUUACGAGUCUGUUGUUAUAGAGAGACCGAGAGGCAGAGGGAGAGAGAGCGGCUCUUUGGAAGCAUGUCCGGACUGUAGCGCAUGAGCUGCGGGUGGAGGAGUGACUGUGCUGGGCUGUUCUGACAGACAGGGGUGGAGAGGUGGAGAAGUGGAGCUGCUCCUCUCUAUAAAGAGUCUGGCCGGAGCUGUCAGAACCACGCCUAUAGGGGCCCACAAUUGGUCCAGAAAGCGUAAAAUCAGCAAUCAAAGGGGCUUGGUUCAUUAGUGUUGGGGAUGGAGGCAGGAAGGACAUGUGAGAUAGUCACAGAUCUGCAGUGAACGGGGCCACAUCUCUCCAGUCAGUGUGGGAUGACUGAAGCACAGCUCGUUUCUCUAAGAGGCACAGCUCCAAGCCGCGCUCUCCGCGCACAGCGCCGCUCACACUGAGGGACUCGGCGGAGGAACCAAAGGGAAGAAACGCGCUGACAACAACUCCGGGCUGUUUUGUCUCCACUCCGGUUACGCGUUGUGACAAAGCGGCCGUGCUCCUCUGUGCGGCUUCACACACAUUAACUGCUCGCCAAGCGCGGACCUACACCGGCUCCAGGUCGGGGGAAAUACCACUAAAAUAUCCAUUAUUUCACUUGUUUUUUGUGGAUGCACCGAUGAGAGAUCCAGUUUUCACAGGGACUGCAAUGGCAUAUCACCCUUUCCACGCACACCGGCCGACCGACUUCCCCAUGUCCGCCUUCCUCGCGGCCGCGCAGCCUUCCUUCUUCCCGGCGCUCAGCCUGCCUCCCGGGGCGCUCACCAAGCCCAUCUCGGACCACGGCCUGGCCGGGGCGGCGGAGGCUGCGCUCCACCCGGCCCUCAGCCACCAUCAGGCGGCUCAUCUCCGCAGCAUGAAGAGCCUGGAGCCCGAGGAGGAGGUGGACGACGACCCCAAAGUUACACUGGAAGCCAAGGAUCUUUGGGACCAGUUUCAUAAACUCGGGACGGAGAUGGUUAUUACCAAGUCCGGAAGGAGGAUGUUCCCCCCGUUCAAAGUGCGAAUAAACGGCCUCGAUAAAAAAGCCAAAUACAUCCUGCUGAUGGACAUCGUGGCGGCGGACGACUGCCGCUACAAGUUCCACAACUCCCGCUGGAUGGUGGCGGGCAAGGCCGACCCGGAGAUGCCCAAGAGGAUGUACAUCCACCCGGACAGCCCGGCCACCGGCGAGCAGUGGAUGGCCAAGCCUGUUGCUUUCCAUAAACUCAAACUGACCAACAACAUCUCAGACAAACACGGAUUUACCAUCCUGAACUCCAUGCACAAGUACCAGCCCAGGUUCCACAUCGUGCGGGCCAACGACAUCCUGAAGCUCCCGUACAGCACCUUCCGGACCUACGUGUUCCCGGAGACCGAGUUCGUGGCGGUGACCGCGUAUCAGAACGACAAG